AGCGGCAGCUCACUGUGUCAACAUUCAGAGACGAAAAACAACCGGCGGCAUUUAGCUGCUAACCAAGUUAACGGACGUGUUUACUACCUGUUAGUGUGACUGUCUGCAUUAAGGACUGGUGACAAGAAGCAGCUGGUUUCAGGCGUGACAGCAUCAGUCUGACAUGCUGAUGGAGAAAUAAAACCCACUGAUGGAAACCCAGAGGAAGAGCUCUGGGGAUGACGGCGGUGGAGAGCGAGGCCUGCUCCACACCUGGAAGGGCUACUCGUGCAGCAUCACCCCCGAGAGGCUGCUCCUCCCCCGGCCCGUCCUUCAGGUCGCACUGGGCACGCGGCACGGAGUUCUGCUGGUGGAAGGAGGACAGGUGUACAGUUUUGGGGACUUGCCAUGGAAGCAGAGUCAAGUGCCCGAGCUGGCGAAACCCACCCUGGAGAGCGCGCUCAGUGGCCAGCGGGUGGUCGCCGUGGCAGCUGGGAGCUUCCACAGCGGGGCAGUGACGGAGGACGGUGGCGUCCACAUGUGGGGGGACAACGGCGCGGGACAAUGCGGCCUGUCGAGCCUCAGCUCCGUCCCCAACCCGACUCCAGUCGCUCUGGUGGACUCUGACACCAGCCCUCCGCAGACGGUACCGGUGCUGGAGCUGGCUUGCGGGCAGCAGCACACGCUGGCGCUCUCGGUCCAGCGGGAGGUGUGGGCGUGGGGAAGCGGUUGCCAGCUUGGCCUCAACGUCUCCGUCUUUCCUGUUUGGAAACCGCAAAAGGUCGAGCACUUAGCUGGCAGGUAUGUACUCCAGGUGGCCUGCGGGGCCUCGCACAGCCUGGCUCUGGUGCGCUGCCUGGGCCCUCUGGACGUCCAUCGGCCCCCCGUGGACAAAUGCGGACAGUGUAACCAGCUGCUUUACACCAUGACGGACAAAGAGGACCACGUCAUCAUCUCUGACAGUCACUACUGCCCGCUUGGCGUGGAGCUGACUGAGGAUGAGGGCAGGCUGGAGGCGCCUGCUCUGACACAGGGGCUCAAAACAUCCCCGUCCGAGCCGGUCCUCCCCUCUCAGACCUCCACCUUAGGACCCGCUAAUAACAGUGACCCCUCCCACCCACAGGACUUAGAGAAAGGAGACUCAUCCUUAGCUAACGGAGCGCUUCCUGCCUCAGACUCUGACCCCUCGGCUGAGUCCGCAGAUGGCGGCGGUGCCGUCGCGGGGGUCAAAAAUUCACCCUAUCCAGACGAGCAGGCUGUCAAAGAUUACCUAAAGAAACUGUCAGACAACACUCAGGCAGAGCAGACGGCUAAAGCUGGAGGGCUGCACGCUCUGCUGCCUUCAACAGGAAGAGAAACAAGCUCUACGCUCAACAGCCUGGUGGCCUCCUGCGCUUCGGCGGUCGGCGAGCGCGUCGCCUCCACUUACGAGGCGUUGUCCCUUAAAAAGAUGAUGAACUUCUACCUUCCUUCGGGAGCGUCGAGGUCGGCGGGGAUCACUGGGGCCGUACCCGGAGUGGGCGAUAACACCACCGAGCGCGUCCGCCAGGAGGACUCCAUGCAGGCCAAGAAGAGCUCCAGCACGGGUGACAUCCGAGAGGAGGAGGCCGAGGGUCUCCGGCGCCGCCUCUCGCUCCCGGGACUCCUCUCACAGGUGUCCCCGCGGCUGCUGCGUAAAGCCGGUCGUCCCAGGAUGCGCGCCGUGGCUCUCACCCCGCUGGGAGGGGCGGUCCCCGAGGCCCAGGAGGUGCUGCCCACCCUGCAGACGGAGGUGUGGAGCUGGGGCCACGGCGAGCACGGACAGCUGGGCCACGGAGACAACCUGGCCAGAUUACAGCCGCUGUGCAUCAAAAGUCUCAACAAUAAGGAGGUGGUGCGAGUGGCGGCCGGCGCUCACCAUUCCCUCGCUCUGACGGCCCAGUCGCAGGUGUUCUCAUGGGGAAGUAACAGCUCUGGUCAGCUGGGUCAUAUGGAGUCACCCAGCACGGUCCCCCGUCUGGCCAAGAUGUCAGAGGGUAUCCGCGUCUGGGAUGUUAGCGCCGGAGAGAGACACACCCUUCUGCUGGCUGACGGAGACUGCAUCCAACCCAUCAUUUAUUACAGCGGACAGCAGGUAAAGGAGGGGACGGAGGAAAACCACGCCAAGGAGACGGGACAGCAGGAGGAAGAAGAGGAAGGAGAGCAGCGGGUGGGAGGUUACACCCAGCAGCCUGUACUGCUCCCCUUCUGCAUGCAUCUGGGUUAUGUGAGCAGUGUGUUUGCGGGCGGCCGGCGGUGCGUGGCGCUCUCCGACAGGAACGUGAUGGGUUUCAUCGCCAGCCUCCACGAGCUGGCGUCAGCUGAGAGAAAGUUCUACUGCAAACUGUGUAACAUCAAGACGCAGAUAAUUCGCCCCCUGCUGGAGCUCGAAUCUCUGAGCUCAGCUCUGGGUCAGGUGACCCUCGGUCUCCUGCAGACGCUGGCCGGCAGAUUCAGCCUCAUGUGUCACCUGACCGGGCAGCACGCCGCCAGCCUCACCUCCAACCUGCGCCGCGGCCGCGACGUCAAGAGCCUGCUCAUCCUCGACCACGCCGACAUCUUCCUCGACUCUUAUCACGAAUACUGCAUCGCUCUGGGCAACUUCCAGGUGAUGGGAGGUUUCCAGGCCCUCACCAAACCCUCGCUAGAUUUCUUCGGGAAGAGUCCCGAGCUGCUCCAGAGGCUGGCAGAGUGCAGCGAGGAGAACCCCGCCAUGGCCGACCUCCUGGUGGCGCUCUUCUGCCUCCCGACGCGCCACCUGCACGAAUACGGGCGGCUGCUGCUCAAACUGGCCACCUGCUUCGAAGUGAGCUCCAGUGACUAUCAGAGGCUGCAGGACAGCUGCUCCAAGUUUGAAGCUUUGGUUCUUCAGCUGAAGAGAAAAAGGAAGGAAGCAGAAUACACCUUCCACUUCUGGAAGAGCUUCCCCGGCAAGAUGACGCUGAAUGGCGUCUUUGUGCGUCGUCAGGACUCUCUGCGGAAGCCUCACCGCCGGCUGAUCUGCGAGAGCAGCAACAAAGCCCUGACCCUGCAGAACGCCGGGAGGUUCUCCGUCAACUGGUUCAUCCUUUUCAACGACGCUUUGGUCCACGCGCAGUUCUCCACCCAUCAUGUCUUCCCGUUGGCCACGCUGUGGGUGGAACCAAUCCCAGAGGAGAACACUGGCCUAUAUGGGUUAAAGGUGAUCACACCAGAGGAGACGUUCACCCUGCUGGCCUGCUCUCCCAUGGAGAAGGCCAAGUGGCUUCGCUCCAUCAACCAGGCGGUGGACCAGGCGCUGAACGGGGCGGGGCAGGACACGGCGUCUGUCAGCUCGGGGGCGGGGCAAAAGUUGGAGCCUCCCAUCUCCAGGACCGCCUCCUACACCUUUUACAAGGACGGUCGGCUGAAAGAGGCGACGUAUGAAGGCCGAUGGCUGGCCGGCAAACCCAACGGCAGGGGAGUGUUAAAGUGGCCUGAUGGGAGAAUAUACACCGGGGAGUUCAAGAACGGACUGGAGGACGGUUUUGGUGAAUUUGUGGCUCCCAAUAAGACGCUGAACAAGAACGAUCACUAUCAAGGUCACUGGAAGGAUGGGAAGAUGCACGGCUUGGGGACAUACAGGUACGCCAGCGGCGAGGUUUACGAUGGAUCCUUCCAGGACGGCAUGCGGCACGGCCACGGCAUGCUGCGCAGCGGCAAGCUCAACACCUCGUCCCCCAGCGUCUUCAUCGGCCAGUGGCUCCAGGACAAGAAGACCGGCUACGGAGUCUUUGACGACAUCACCAAAGGGGAGAAGUACAUGGGCAUGUGGCAGGAUCAUCUGCGGCAGGGCACCGGGGUCGUCGUCACCCAGUUUGGUCUUUACUACGAGGGAGUCUUCAAAGACAAUAAGAUGAUGGGCACUGGGAUCCUCCUGUCAGAGGAUGACACCACAUACGAGGGCGAAUUCUCUGACGACUGGACCCUUAAUGGAAAGGGUGUGCUGACGAUGGCGAAUGGUGACUACCUGGAGGGCUCCUUCGGCGGCGAAUGGGGCUCCGGCCUGAAGGUGACCGGCUCCUACUUCAAACCUCACCUGUUCGACACGGACAAGGAGAAGACUCACGCCGUGAAGCUGGGGCGUCUGUGUGUGUGUGCGGAGGAUAAGUGGCAGGCGGUGUUUGAUGAGUGUUGGAGUCAGCUGGGCUGCGAGGCGCUGGGCCAAGGAGAGAACUCGAAGGCGUGGGAGAACAUCGCCGUGGCGCUCACCACCAGCCGACGGCACAUCGAGCACAGUCCGGAGCUGUUGUCUCGGACUCACAGCAAAACUCUGGAGAGUUUGGAGGUCAUCCCACAGCACGAAGGACCCAUCACCAUGGAGAGAUAUGACACCAUCCGCCUUUACCUCAUCAAGGCGUGUGACACCCCCCUGCACCCGCUGGGCCGGCUCGUGGAAACCCUGGUGGCGGUCUACAGGAUGACCUACGUGGGCGUCGGAGCCAACCGUCGACUCCUGCCUCAGGCUGUCAACGAGAUCAAGUCUUACCUCUACCGCAUCUUCCAGAUCGUCAGGUUUCUGUUCCAAGACCUGCCAGAAGAGGGCGGUGUGAUCCCAGAGCCGACCACCAACGUCCAGGACGAAACAGAGCCGGGCUCCACUGAUGCCCAGCUGGACUCACCAAAGCCGAGCCGUGUGGUGAGCAGCUCGGCUCUGCUGCUUCCCGUCCUCCUGCCUCGUCUCUACCCGCCGCUCUUCACCCUCUACGCUCUGGACAAGGAGAAAGAGGAUGACGUGUACUGGGAGUGUGUCCUCCGCCUCAACAAGCAGCCUGAUCUCGCUCUGCUCGCCUUCCUGGGCGUCCAACAGAAGUUCUGGCCUGUUUCCAUCCCCGUCUCCAUGCCCGCGCUGGGAGAGAAGCAGCAGGUUCUCUCCAGCACUAAAGACGCCUGCUUUGCCACCGCAGUGGAAACACUACAGCAGAUCAGCACAACAUUCACCCCGUCAGACAAGCUGCAGGUGAUCAAACUGACCUUUGAGGAGAUCACGCAGGAAGUGCAGUCGCUGCUGAAGCAGGACUUCCUGUGGUCCAUGGACGACCUCUUCCCUGUCUUCCUCUACGUGGUGCUGCGUGCUCGAAUCAGGAACCUCGGGUCAGAAGUCAGUCUGAUCGAAGACCUGAUGGACCCCUGCGUCCAGCACGGAGAGCACGGAAUCAUGUUCACCACGCUAAAGGCCUGUUACUACCAGAUCCAGCAUGAGAAGAUCCAUUAAGGCGGCUGUGGCGUUGGUCCUCAGUGAUCUGCAUGCUGCUGCCGCCCUCCCCUCCCCUCCCCUCCCCACCACUCCCCACCACUCCCACACACACCAGCCAAUCACAGCGCCAGGAUCAUCCAGAUCCAGGAAUGACAGAUGUGUGCAACAGCCAACGGGAGGCGGAGGAUCAUACGAACAGGUUGCAGGCAGCUCCAUCUGCUGCUGCUACGGAGACGGGAACACCUCCCCCCUCUCUGACACGUACACACACACACACACACACACACACACUCUCUGCGGAGCUCUUUGCCCUUUCAGCAACCCCUCACAGCCUCUUAUCCACAGAUCAUGAAGGUACAUAUGUGAAUAUACUGCCAGAGAUGAGCCACUUCAUACCGUCCAGUGUAAAACGGUUACAUAAGUCCAUAAACGUCCUGUGGAGAAUCCUGACGUGGGCGGCGUUGUUACCUGGGAGGGAACUGAAGCUUCAUACCAGUGUUUUGUGUUUUUCUAAGUGCCAAUAGGACUGGGGUUUGUUCUCCGGUGUCUCUGCAGUUCACAGUGAGCACAUCUGGUGACACAAACCUCUUUUUUUUUUCUUUUUUUUUUCCAUCAGAAGAAUUUUUCCAGCAUGAAAACCAACUUUUAUUUUGGCAGAGUGAGAAGAUUCGUCUACUCACCUGACGCCCACAUGAAGAAACUGACAAAGACAUGGAGACGCAUGUCGCCUGAUGAGCCUGACAGACUUUUUAUUUCGUGUUGGCUGAGACAGACGUUUGUUUACAGCUAGGUUUGAUAUUGUAUUUAUACACAACAAAUCAUAUACAGCAUGCAUAGAGGAAACUAACUCGGCUAUAACUCUAAAUGCUAACGUUUUCCUCUUCUAACACCAGCUGGCAGCCAAACACACAGUUAAAUGUUGUUAGCGGCUAAAUUAGCCAUCUUUUGGCAGCCAAACAGCUUUCCAUUUUAAGAAGUAGUGUCGCUGGGAGAAGAGUUCAGUCUAGUGUGACUUUAAACUGACACCAUGACUUGUUUCUGAACAUCCAGAUGAAGAAACGUGACUUCGUUGAACUCGAUAAACACACAUUCUGACUCUUGCAGUAUCGUAGACAUUUAUCUUCCUGACUUUAAAAGAGUCAAAGAGUCAAAUCAUAGAUGCAAAACUAGUCCUCGUUUCCUUCAUGUGUUAGUAAAAGCUUUGCAGAAACAGACAAAAAGCUAAAUACAGUUUUAAAAGAUGCUUUCAAAGACAAUCUGAACACAACUUGUGUGUGUUUCUGAGCAAAGUUUUCAGUAUUAAUGAAUUUUUCGAGCGGGUAGGUACACAGGUCUGCAAAAUCUGAAAACAGUGUUGAAACAUAUUUUUCUUCAGUCUCACUACACAUCAUCGCUUUCCAAUGAAGAAAACAUGUUUCUCCAAAUACGCCAAUUUAGAUUUUCUCAGAUAAAAUGAAGGAUUAAGUUCUCUUUUAUGUUGCAAAACCCCUCUCCUCCUUCUCAAGCUAGAUAAACCAUUUAAAAACUGUCAAAAAACUGGAAACACGACGAUUUCUAUCUCCUGAAAAGUCGACAUUUUGGAGGUGCAUUGUUUUCUUUACGAAUGUUCUCCUGUCGUGGUGUUUAGCGUUGUGAACGGCAACCUGAUCGUCAGUAUGAAUCUUUUAACAGUGUUGAAGGAGAAGAGAAAUUUGAGCUGAGAUCUUUUUUUUUUUUUUCUUCCGCUGCCAUCCAGUAUAAAGCGGACAACAGUGUUCAGUGCAGACAACACAUCUUUGAUUAGUUUAAACAUCAUUUGAUGGUCUUAUAAUAUCCACAAAACCUUCCUGAUCUGUAACACAACGAGUGCAGGAGGUUAAAUUUCAGAUUCUAUUUCCUGUCGGCUUAAUGCAAACAUGUUAUUAUAGAUGUGAAGCUCAAAGCGCCAUCUGCUAAUACAAACUGUUCUUUUUUUAAACCAUUUACGCCACUAACUGUCAGACAUUGUCGCUUAUUUCUGGUUUGCGUCACACAUGCCAGUUUAUAAAAAAAAAAAAAAAAAGGGCUUAAGAGGGAUUCAGAGGAUGACCGAGCCUUUUUUUUUUUUUUUUUUUUUUUGAUACCGCAGCUUUUGUUUCCUCCAACGGUUGAACAAUAGAAGAGCCAGUGGAUCAGAGGCCUCUUUUGAAGGGAGAAUAUUUAGGUGGAGCUGCAGGAUUUUCAAAAUAAAGCAGAGUUAUAAGAAAUUGGUGUCAGACGGUUAAAAGAAGUUAAAGCUGCUGAUGCUAACUGCAGCUUGGCUUUUGCUAUUAAACUUUAAAAAUAAGUUCAAGGUUUGCUGAGUGCAGCUUGGUCUCAUAAUUACGUUUUUUUGGUACAUUUCCUUAAAAUGGAAACAAAAAUCACUGACGAGGUUAUUUUUCCCACACAUGUGAUUCAGUUAACGGCUCAGAAGAUGUUGUUUUUAGCUCGAUACUGCAGCUAAAAUAAGUGUAUUACCAUUUUAAACUGCAUAUCUCUCACACUUUAGUGACUUUAGAAGGACUGUGAUCACACUCGCCCCUCCCUGAUUAUGAGCUCUUGUUACCACGGAGACCGUAUGUGCCUGACACUUCAAAAAAAAAAAAGUGAAGCAAUAUUGUCUUUGAGGAGUUCAUCCCAAAAAAACCCCCAAAACAUUCCCAAGAUCAUCUGUAUUUUGUUUUUCUUUUGCAUCUGUCUUGUUCACUCUGUUGUAAAGAUGUGAUUUUUGUGAUUCAACUGUGAACAUUUCACUAAAGCUCCUCGUAACACACAGUCUGAAGGCUGACAUUAGUUGCUGCUGCCACUUAAAACAAAGGACAAAAAUAAUGUUUUUCCUUGUCGACACAACUGAUGAAGCCGUCGCAAACCAAACUUAGAACAUGACGUUUUAAAGCUCGCACCCCAACUGACUCCUGGACUUAACGAUGAUAAACUGAAGACAAUGUUCAUAACUGACUGGUGAACUGACUGGUGAACUGACUGUACCUCAACACCUGUUUACUAUGAAAACACCACAGACGGGCUCAUACUGUUGCAUUGUGUGUGUAAAAAGAAAAAAUAAUAAUGACUGUCAAUAGACUUUGGUGUUUACUAGUUGGCGUUUUUUUUUUUUUUUUUUUUUCAGCUGGCUGACGUUACAACCACCUGUGUGUCUUUUACAUGAUGUCAAAUGUAUUGUACCUUUUAAAUAAUAAUAACAAAGGGCAAUAAACUCAUUUGAUGGAUGUUGUUAA
Thunnus maccoyii (southern bluefin tuna) is the source of this 8448-nucleotide messenger RNA. RefSeq names its product alsin Rho guanine nucleotide exchange factor ALS2 b (gene als2b). The record is from RefSeq and is a predicted model, not a curated record. Lineage: Eukaryota; Metazoa; Chordata; Actinopteri; Scombriformes; Scombridae. The transcript has 34 exons. Bases 191 to 5230 code for a protein of 1679 amino acids.